This is a messenger RNA of Protopolystoma xenopodis, 228 nucleotides long. NCBI's taxonomy places the organism in Eukaryota, Metazoa, Platyhelminthes, Monogenea, Polystomatidea, Polystomatidae. The record is from the annotation of a GenBank genome assembly.
CAGAUGGCGAUACAUCACUCAGCCAGUCGCUGCGUUGGUCUCAUGCUCUCAUUACCAUACAACUGGAGCCCAGAUGAUCAUAUUACCACCUUUGGUGCAACUCCUCGAGAUUUGGCCGAGGAUCUUGGUUAUUUGCCCACUUGGUUUACUGUUGCGUCGCGAUCUAUAGCUGUUCGUCGUGUACCAUUUUCACAACCUCCCUGGCAUGGCUCUUUUUACUUUGGUUAG